Molecule: messenger RNA, 7382 nt
Organism: Hippocampus zosterae (dwarf seahorse)
Lineage: Eukaryota; Metazoa; Chordata; Actinopteri; Syngnathiformes; Syngnathidae
Gene: mrc2
Product: mannose receptor, C type 2
Exons: 28
Coding region: 582-5069 (1495 amino acids)
Molecular function (GO): signaling receptor activity
Source: RefSeq, a predicted model, not a curated record
UUUAUCCUCCAUGAAAAAUAACUUGUCGUUUACUUUAUCAUGUAAUGUAGUGAAAAUCUUCAUCUUUAUGACUGUAUUAUACUGCCCCUCCCGGAAGCGGUAUAAUCACAUCCACAGAGUAAUAUGUUCACGUCAACAAUGAGACCAGUUUCCAUCUUGGACGAGGCAAGUACGUCAAAUUAUUAGAAAACAACUCUCAUACUGAUGUACGAUGUGACAACCCUGCUGAAUAUAACGAUCUCAUAUCAAAAAUGAGUAUUCAUAUUUUCACGGAGCAGAGUAGUUCAAUGAUCGGGUGUCAGCAAAUAGUGCGAGCUGCGGCUUCUCUGAGUGGCCACUGGGGGUCCCCAGGCUUUAUUUUGGGAAACGCGCAAACACACACACACGCACACACACAUACGCAGUGUUGACGCAGCUCCAUUCAUCUGCUCGAGAAAGGGCAGCAGACGGUUCAAAUUUAUUUGAGUGUAACAUUUGUGUCACUUUUCCACUCUUUUGUGUGCGUUUGCAUUCUCACACCAUUUCUUUGUGCGUGCGUGCGUGAGCGUGCGUGCGCGUGCGUGAGGACUACAGCUGAGAGCAUGCACGUCGACGACGAGCGGCACCGAGAUUCAACAACGACGGCAACAAAAUGGACCGGUCGGCACCGAUUACCCCAACGAUGCACUUUGUCUUCACUGCUGCUGCUGCUGCUUUUGCUCGGCGUGGACGUGACGUGGAGCGCCACGGCGCCGCUGGACGCCAAUGACUUUGCCUUCUUCCACGAGGGCACCCGAGGGUGCCUGGGGGUGCGGGAGCUCUCCCUGGUGCUGUCCACGUCCUGCCGGGAGGCCGGCCAGCGUUGGAAGUGGGUGACCGGCGGUCGCCUCUUCAACCUGGGCUCCUCGCUGUGCCUGGGCGUGACCGCCGGCAACGACACCGCCUCCACCAGCUCCGGACCGGGACGCAGCCCCCUGAGCGUGUACACGUGCGACCGCCUACCCCCUAUGGUGCGCUGGACGUGGAGCUGCGGCCAAGUGCUGGAGGACCUCCGAAAUUACCUGCCCUGGCCCUCAUUCUCCAACGCGUCCGCGCCCUCCGCGCCCUCCGGGCCCUCCGCAUCCAGUUCCAAAUGGAGCGUGCAUGGUGAAAAACAAGACCUGUGCGACAAAACGUAUCGCGACAUCUACACGAUCCAGGGCAACUCCAACGGGCGCCCAUGCUACCUGCCUUUCUAUUACGACGACCAGUGGUUUCACAACUGCACCAGCAUCGGGCGCGAGGACGGCCACCUGUGGUGCGCCACCACCUACAACUACACCCAAGACGAGCGCUGGGGCUUCUGUCCCGUCAACAGUGGCGGCUGUGAGACCUUCUGGGAAACGGACCCGCUCACGGACAGUUGCUACCAGUUCAACUUCCAGGCCUCGCUGACGUGGAGCGAGGCCCGCGACAGUUGCCAAAUGCAAGGAGCCGACCUGCUCAGCGUCACCAAGCUGCACGAGCAGACCUACAUCAACGGCCUGUUGAGCGGCUACAGCGCCACCUUGUGGAUCGGCCUCAACGACCUGGACAUCAACGGCGGCUGGCAGUGGGCCGACUCAUCGCCACUUAAUUACCUCAACUGGGAGCAAGAGCAACCCAAUCACGAAGACGAGGAAAACUGCGUCGUGAUCAGGACCGAGUCGUCGGGUCGUUGGCAAAACCGCGCUUGUUCCGAAGCUCUUCCUUACGUUUGCAAGAAAAGGCCCAAUGCCACUCUGGAUCCUUUUACCACCGACUCGUGGGCGGACGAUGAGAAGUACGAGUGCGAAGUGGGCUGGCAGGCCUUCCAGGCGGGCUGCUACAAGCUGGUGCCGGAAAAAGGCGACUGGAACGCGGGGCUGAAGACGUGCCAGAAGAUGGAGGCCAACCUGGUCAGCAUUCACACGCUGCCUGAGAUGGAGUUCAUCCUGCGCAACAUCAAGAAAGACACGGUGCAGCUGUGGCUCGGCCUCCACGACAUCGCCAUGCAGAUGGAUUUCCACUGGAGCGACCACACACCCGUCACCUUCACCUACUGGCACCCCUACGAGCCCAACAACUUUCGCAACACUCAGGAAGACUGCGUGUCCAUGUGGGGAGCCGAGGGCCGCUGGGAUGACAGCCCGUGUAACAUGACUCUGCCCGCCAUCUGCAAAAAGGCCGCAACCAAGAGCGAAGGCAAACCUCAACAUCAAGAGUGCAAACAGGGCUGGAAGUGGCACAGUCCAUCCUGCUACUGGGUGUCGGAGGAUCUGUUGACGUUCAAUGAGGCCAGGAAGUCGUGCGAGGAGAAUAAAGCCUCGCUCCUCACAAUCACCAACAGGUUUGAGCAGGCCUUCGCCAACAGUCUGGUGUUUGGUCGCUUCGAUGAUUCCUUCUGGAUCGGCCUCCACGACCAGGGCAGCCCCGGCUCAUUCCACUGGCAGAGCGGGGACCCAGUAUCCUACACAUACUGGAACCGAGACCAGCCAGUCAGCGUGCAAGGAGGCUGUGUUUCCAUGGCGACCGGCUUGGCAACCGGCCUGUGGGAGGUGAGAGAGUGCGCGUCGUGGAAGGCCAAAUACAUCUGCCGGCAGAACCAGGAUGCCACCCUGAGCCCCGAGCCCUCCUUGCCCGCCCCUCCGCCCACACCCAGCCUCAGUGGUUCCUGUCCCAACGGCUGGAAGAGCAAAAGCAACCUGCGCCACUGCUACAAGGUGUUUCACUGGUCGCAAAUGGAUCAGAAACUGAGCUGGCUGCAGGCUCACUUGUUCUGCCGCAAACAUGGCGCCGACCUGUUGAGCAUCGGAAGCCCCGACGAGGAGCACUUUGUUCUCCAAGUCCUGCAUGAGACCUUUGGGGAAUCUGAGGACCACGACCAGCACUGGUUUUGGAUCGGUCUGAACCGCAGGAACCCGAUGGAUAACGGCAGCUGGAAGUGGAGUGACGGGCUGGCUUUCACGUACCAAAACUUCGGGCGCUACUACUACAACGUCCGGCAGUGCGCCGCUGCAGACUUAGGCUCCAUGACCUGGCUGGCCAUGCAUUGUGACUCUCAACUGGACUGGAUUUGCAAAAUCCCUCGAGGCAGUGUUGAGAAGGAACCAGAGGCCGCUGAAGGCACCACUUCGCCCGAAUGGAUCGGCUUUCAGGAAGCCGAAUACAAAUUUUUUGACCACCGCACCACGUGGGACCAGGCCCAGAGAAUUUGCUCAUGGUUCGAUUCAUCGCUGGCCUCUGUUCAUUCGGCGCAGGAAGAGAAAUUCCUGUCCAGCACAGUCAACCAGAUGGUCAAGGUGGAGGGCGAUAACUGGUGGUUGGGACUUCAUACUUUCGACAACGACGGACGCUUCCGCUGGUCCGAUCACUCUGUGCUCAAUUACGUGUCCUGGGCUGCCAACAGGCCCCGCCCCCUCAGUCGCGACCGCAGAUGCGUGCACUUGAUUGCUAGCAAAGCAGAGUGGGCUGAGCAGAAGUGCCACUCUGACCUCCCGUACAUCUGCAAGAGGGUCAACGUCACCGGCACCGCCCCUCCGACGCCAUCGUCCCCGCACCUGCCAUCGGGCUGCCCCGAAGGUUGGUCCUCGUAUCGGCGCAAGUGUUUCAAAGUGUUUCAAAGGGAGCUGCCGUCCCAGAGGGCCACUUGGUCUGCAGCCAAAAUCAAAUGUGAGCUGCAAGGAGGCGUCCUGGCCGUGGUGUCCAAUCAUUUGGAGCAAGCCUUCGUCACCACCUUGCUGUCUAACGUCACCGUCGACCUGUGGCUCGGCCUCAGCUCUGACGCCAAAGGUCACUUCCAGUGGGCGCAGCCGGGUCUACUCAGCUACACCAACUGGGCUCCAGGACAGCCGGUCGACAACAACGGGCCGCAUCACGACAAGAACCCGGGAAACUGUGUCUCCGCGAUUCACGGCAACCCGCAGAAGCACAAGGGCAUGUGGGCCUCACGGGCCUGCGAGACGGAAAGCCUCGGCUACCUCUGUCAGAGGCAACAAGAUCCAGGUAUGCCCGCGGCGCCGACUCUGAUUCCCGCUACCCUGUCCAAGCGCUUGGAGCUGGGUGGCAUCACGUACCAGGUGGUGCAGAAGCGACUGGACUGGACCGGUGCCCUGCACCUGUGCAACUCCUUGAACGGGACCUUGGCGGCGCCCAAAGAUGCCGUCCAGCAGGCGUACCUGACCUUGCUCAUCAACAGCUUGCGGCUGCCGGCGUGGAUCGCUCUUUACAACUUUGGGGACCGAAGCUACACCUGGCUGGGCGAGGAAGACUUGCCCUAUUCCAACUGGGUGGACGGGCAGCCCAAUCAGCUGUCAGGCUGCGGUCACAUGACCACCUCCGGCCUGUGGACCAUGACCCCCUGCCACGCCAAAUUGGAUGCUGCCAUCUGUCAAAUCAGUGAUGCGCCAGACACUCACCAGUGGCUCUACCCGGGAAGUUGCCCCCGCUCGGUGGGCGACUGGGCCUGGCUGUCCUUCAGGAACCACUGCUACGCUUUUAACCUGCAAAGACUCAAACUGCAGCAGGACGCACGCUUGUCCUGCCAGAAAGUCGGAGCCGAGCUUCUCUCCAUUUUGGACGAGACGGAGAACGCCUUUGUGUGGGAGCACAUUCAGAGCUCGGCCGAGCAGGCCCACGGAGCUUGGCUGGGAGUCAGCGUCAAAGGCCGAGGUCUGGUGUGGGGCGAGGAAACGCAGAUGUCGUACACCAACUGGGAGUCUCACGAGGUGGCCUUCGCCGUGCUCUCCCCCAACUCCUGUUUCUGGAUCCAGAGCAACAGCGGCCUGUGGAAACCCGGAUCGUGCCGGAACCGAACGCACGGAGUCAUCUGCAAGCGGCCGAGAAUCAUCGAGUCCUCCAACGAGUUGCUGAGUGGCGACCAUCUGCCCACGCUAAUUGUGGUGCUGGUGACGAGCGUGGUGCUUGUGGCGCUAAUCGUGGGCGUCAUCUACCUGUACCGGCGGCGCGGCGGGGUGGGCGUGCGGGGGUCCUACGACGGCGCCCGCUACAGUCGCACGCAUUCGGGGCAGGGCGAGCAGGUGGAGAAAAACAUCCUGGUAUCGGACAUGGAGCUCAACGAGCAGCCCGAGUAGUCCCGCCACACUUCAGACUGGGCCAGACUGCAACGGAAACCGUGAUUUUUUUGUGAAGCCAAAAAUAAACUUGAGAAAAAGAAUCCCCCUAAAAGCGAAAGGCUGUGUAGAGCGCAGCAGCAUCACAAUUUUAAAGGCGACAUACACGACUCACAAAAAAAAAAAGUUUGGGAUAUUUGGCUUUUGGGUGAAAUUUAUGGAAAAUGUCAAAAGUUCACCACAACAACAACAAAAAAAAGUCUCAAAAACUCGGCGUGUCCCCUUGAACAUCAAUUACAGCCACAACACGGCGACUUUUUGUGAGUAGUGCAUGAUGCUUUUUUUUUUUAAACUGUUCCUAAGUGUGUCUGUGACAUGCUUUCCUCAAAACACACCAAGGAUUAACAAUUACAGCACACUUUUUAACAGAACAAAUGAAACCAGACUGUUUUGUCAUGCAAAUGAGCCACUGCUAACCCCGCCCCCUUUUCCUACUGCGGGUAAGGCAGACUGACUACACCCUCAACUGGUCGCCAGUCAGAAGCGGAGAAGCAACUUGCCCCAUACCCCCCGCCCCUGCUGCCAAAUUUUCUGCUCAUUUAAAACUUUGAGACAAUUCAAACCGACCACAAUCCCGAUGUCAUCAUCCCGAUCCCGCCUCCUUCCUUUUUCGGACACGUCAGCAUCCAAAAGAGGAGGAGGUGUCCAAAUUUCGAGUGACGUGACCUCGUGCUCUGUUCUUGCACUUUUUUUUUUUUUUUUUGGCUUCCAAGUGUUGCUGCGUUGUAUGUUUUGCCCCCCCCACACCCACCCCUGUGGCUCCACCUGGAGCUGAGUCAGCAGUUUUUUCCACACUUUUGCACAGCGCCCUAGAUCCACGCUUCUUUACGGCUUUUUUUUCUCCUCUCUUUCUGUUGGCUCAGACCAACAGAUUUCAAGACUCUCUUGCUUCUUUUGUGAUUACUUUUGUAACAUUUGCUAACGCCCCCCCUGACCCCCUCCCACAUCCCCGAACAACCCCACCCCACCAAGAUACCCACCUUCGACACCAAUGUUGUUGUUUUUGCCUCAUCUUCUUCCUUCCUUAAAAUUCUUAAAACUGGCCUGAAAGCCCAACCCAGUCAUCAAACCCUCAUUUGAAAGUCAAACUCUUUGUUUGAUACCCAAUUUUGAAACCUGGACUCGAGGCUCUACUUUGAAAGUCGAUCCCAAUCUUAAGGCCUAAAAUCCACACACACAAAAAAAAAAGUUUAUACACACUGGGGCAGGGGUGAAAAUCCCAAUUUCAAACGCCAAUUCACAAUCCAAAUGCAUUGUGUUCUCCCCUACUUUGAAACCCGAACAUAUACUUGAAACCCGACUUUGACAGCCUAAACCUCCAUGUUAGGCUGUAAACUGAAUUAGAAACCCUUGCCCGCCCUGACACUAUCUUGAAACCUAGAACCCCUACUUUCAACCCACACUUAAAACCUUAUUUGCAAACCUAGCUCAGUCUUCAAGCCCGCAUUUAAACCCGACUUUGAAACCGAAUGACUCUUUCUCAUGAUUUUGCUUCUCUGUCUUUGUGGUUUUCUUUUUUCUUUUUUCUUCAAAAUAUCUGCAGACUUUACAGCUUCUCUUUGUUUGCGUGUGUGUGUUUUUGUUUUGGGACAUCUGCCAACAACCAAGAUCCCCCCUCACGACACCAAUGUAAAUACCAGAGUGUUGUUUUUACCCCCCAAAAAGCAGAUUUAGGAUCAUUUCCCCAUCUUCUCCCCCCGCCUCCAGGAAUUCUUUUUUUUUUGUGGGGGGCUGAGAUGGAAGGGGAAGGAAGAAAAAGGUGUGUGUAUGUGUGUGUGUGUGUGCGUGUGUGUGUGUCUCCAGCUGUGGAAUGUUGAGUCCGUAAGAAGAGCUCAGUGGCACGUCUGGAACCAAUCAGAGAAGAGAAAGCAGUGAAGUGGGUGGUUUCGGGGCGUACGGUGGGGGCGCCUGGGGCUCAGGGACGUGAGGGGGUGAAAAAAGUCGGGAAAAAAAGCAGUGGAUGUGAAAAAAGGGAUCAAGACGAAGGGAUAGAGAGAAUAGAGGUGACGUGGGGGUCCAGGGUGGACUUGGAAGACGUCGCCUGCCCUCUGGUGGCCAUUCGCUGUACCACAGUUUGUGAGCCGUCAAUCACAGUCUUACGAAAUAAUGACGUGUGUGACGUGGGAGAGCGUGUGACAGUCCCUUUUCCUGCCAUUUAGUCUGUAAUCAGGCCACGUGUUAGCCCUGUGAAUAUGACCGGAAGUCCCAAUUUGUGCAACUUGUUGGACCUUUUUUUAAUGAAAUGAUGAAUAAAAGUAUAUAUAUAUUCUGAAA